UUUAUACACGAGUAGAUGAAUCAAUUUAACAAAUCAAAUUACCUCAUAUAUUAGUAAUUAGUUAGAACGAUUUCAAUAAAAAUCCAUAUGAAUAAAAUCAGGAAUACAAACAAAUAAAUAUCUUCUGCAAACAAAUGAAACAAUGAAACACACCUCAUUUCAGUGAAAUUCUCACGAGUCUACGCACAUAGAUAUAUUGGUUAGGGCAGGUCCAAGAUUUCCGGGUUCCAAGUCGCCGGAAUUUGGUGCGAACAUGUACAGAGAUCGAGUCGGAGGGGUCUCAGCAAAGGGCGGCGGGGAGAUGUUGGAUCGGAAGCGAAUCAACGAUGCGUUGGACAAACACCUCGAGAAAUCGGUUCCGUCGGACUCCAGGAACAAGGGUUCCGCUGGCGCCUUUCCGUCCACGUCAGCAGCUGCCGGGAAGCAUUUUGAUCCCCGGGACAAUCGCUCCAGCAAGAACAAGCUCUCUGAGGAGGAAUCUGAAACUGAUAGUGAAGAUUCAGAUGUCAGCGGCUCUGAUGGAGAUGAUACAUCUUGGGUUUCAUGGUUUUGCAACUUGCGCGGGAACGAGUUCUUUUGUGAAGUUGAUGAUGAAUAUAUUCAAGAUGAUUUCAAUCUAUGUGGUUUGAGCAGUCAGGUGCCGUAUUAUGAUUAUGCGCUUGACCUAAUUCUGGAUGUAGAGUCGUCUCAUGGACAAGUUGUUUGUCCAGAAGUUUUCAAGCUGCUUCAUUGGAAUAGUGACAUGUUCACCGAGGAACAAAAUGAAUUGGUUGAAUCAGCUGCAGAAAUGCUGUAUGGCCUUAUUCAUGUCCGGUACGUUUUGACGAGCAAGGGAAUGGCAGCAAUGUUAGAGAAGUACAAAAACUACGACUUUGGAAGAUGCCCUAGAGUUUACUGCUGUGGACAGCCUUGCCUUCCAGUUGGCCAAUCAGACAUACCGCGCUCAAGUACCGUGAAGAUUUACUGCCCCAAAUGUGAAGACAUUUACUAUCCCCGAUCCAAGUACCAAGGCAGUAUCCUUUGCACUUUGUCUGUUAUUUUUUUAUUGCUUUCAUACUUGAGUUGGGUCCUUCUCUUUCAUCCUAUUGGUUUCUCCCAGCUGAUGCUAUGGAAUACGUUUAUUGAUUCAAUUUCCCUUGACUUGCAAAGAUAUCGACGGAGCAUAUUUUGGGACUACAUUCCCACACCUGUUCUUGAUGACAUACGGACACCUCAAGCCUCAGAAGCCAGUACAGAGUUAUGUCCCAAGGGUGUUUGGCUUCAGGCUGCACAAGCCUUAAUGGCCAACUUGUAA
Striga asiatica is the source of this 1294-nucleotide messenger RNA. NCBI's taxonomy places the organism in Eukaryota, Viridiplantae, Streptophyta, Magnoliopsida, Lamiales, Orobanchaceae. The record is from the annotation of a GenBank genome assembly.